This is a messenger RNA of Vigna umbellata (rice bean), 2590 nucleotides long. Lineage: Eukaryota; Viridiplantae; Streptophyta; Magnoliopsida; Fabales; Fabaceae. The record is from RefSeq and is a predicted model, not a curated record.
AACGAUUUUAUCUUUUAUCAGGUCGGCCUGUUGGUUGUUGUUUCACCUUUGAUUAGAAUACAUAAUGGAACUGGAUUUUCAAUGGAACUUCAAUUCCAGCGGCUUGAGCCAAAGGAAGAUGAGUUUGCAUCUCUGUUGUUAAGACCAGGCGAUUAUAUUGAUGAUUCUAUGGCUAUGUUUGAUGCCAUAAACUUCUCUGGGGGAGUAAAGAGGGCUUUAAUUUCUUUGAGUGUUGGUAACUUCUUAUUUUCAUUUAGACCCAAAAUAGCAGAGGAGCUGAUUAAUUCUGAAAGUUCUCUUUCUUUGGAAUGGUCGGAUUAUAUUAAAGGUGGAAAAGCUGUUCAUCUAUCAGGAAUAUUUAAUAAAUUGAACUACAGAAUUCGCAAGGCAUUAUUUGAAAAAUCAGUCAAGUGUUCCUUUAGCACAUCAUGUUGCACCCUCAAGUCUGAGGGGAAGAAUAUUGCAAAUAUGCAUUUUCUCAUUCAAACAAUUGCUACGGAAAUCCCUAUUGUACCCGAAAAGUCUGCUGCUGUGUUGAAAAAUGAUAAUCCAACAGUUUCAUUGCUAGAAAAGAAAGAAAUAUAUCUUCUUCCUACUGUGCGGGUGACUAAUUUAUUGCAUUCUGAGAUAGAUGUCAUUCUAAGUGAAACAGAUCAGUCAAAUCUGGUUGGAUAUGACAAAAUUGGGAAGCAGGCGAUUAUAACAUGUGGUUCCACAGUUGACUUUUAUGCCAAUCCAGAAGUUAUAUACUUCACUGUGUCUCUACCUUCUUCCAAUUCAAGUUCCAAGCCAGUAAAUAGUGGAGACUGUAUGAAGAAGUUUCUGAAGCAGAACAAUGAUGUCCAUCAUCUGGAUAUAAAUUUGGACUUUGGAGGAAAUUUUUUUGCAACCUUGAGAUUGUACCGUGGAAACAGGGGCGUACUGGAGGUUGUCAUUUUUACAUCCUAUUCCAUUAAGAAUGAUACAGACUUUCAAAUUUUUGUUCUUGAAACGAAAAGGUCUCCUUUAUCCAGAAUUGAAUUAGAGAACUUAAAUCUGGGUGUUCCUUCAGAGCUAGGUUUAUGUUUGCCACCAAAGUCGACUAGUUCAUGGUUCUUGAAAUCUGAAAGAGUGCUUCUGAAGUUGCUGGAGGACCAUACAUCUGAGGCAUUGCUUGACUUUGGUUCUCUAUCAGGCCUUGCAGAGAUAAGCUUUGAAAAAGAAGAGGGAUCUGGAAUUAAAUCAGUAACAAAGCUUGGAAUUUCUAUAGGUCCUUCUUUAGGAGAAAUUGCUGUGCCAUCACAAAUGGUGACCUUGGUUCCACGAUAUGUAAUUUGCAAUGAAUCUGAAGAAUGUAUCACCAUUCGCCAAUGCUAUUUACAGGAUGAGGUGGCAGGUGUUAUCUCCAUUAGCAGCAAACAGCGAAGGCCACUACAGCUGAAGGAAGGAUUUAAAAAGAUGAGAGAGUUCAGUGUAUUUGAGCAUUUUAUCAGAAAGCACAGAAGUUCUAGUGACAAUACCUUGUUAUAUGUUCAGAUUCAAUUAAAUGAGGCUGGAUUGGGAUGGUCUGGGCCAGUUUGCAUAGCCUCUCUAGGACAUUUUUUCCUGAAAUUCAAAAAACAGACUAAUGAAGUUACAAUAUCAGACAACAAAAUGACACAAUUCGCAGCUGUGCAUGUGGUGGAAGAAGGUUCUACACUUGUUUCAAGGUUCUACAGGCCCCCAACUAUGAGCCUGCCUUAUCGAAUUGAGAAUUGUUUGCAAAGUCUAUCAAUAACUUACUAUCAAAAGGGUUUGUUGGAACCAGAAGUUCUUGGACCUGCAUGCAGUGCUGAUUAUGUAUGGGAUGAUUUAACCCUUCCUCGAAGAUUGGUUAUCUGCAUCAAUGGUUGUCAUUUGAACCUUGUUAUAGACUAUUUAAGUUAACAAUUCUCCGUAUAACUAAUUUGGAGUGGUCCUUAUGAUUGGCAAAGUUAAAAUUUAGUAAAGCUUUGUAAAAUUUGCCUGAGAUUAGUAUAUCAUAAAAUUUGGGUUUGGACCUAAACCAAUCCUAUAAACCUGACUCGUCAGAUUAGAAUAGCCCAAGCUUUACUAACUCUAUUUAAGUCAUAAGUUUGGGACUAAAUUACCACCCUUGUGGUUGCAGUUAAGGCAACCUCCAAAGAGACCACAAGCGAUGUGGGCUAGGGUUGACCACUACUAAGACAACUUUCUAGCAUAGUACCUUAGCCACUAAAGUAUUUGAUGUUCCUAAAUUGGAAUAUUUGAUACCUUUAGCUAUGAUUACCUCUUAAAAUUUGAACUUUGGGUCUAACUCAAACCAACAAAAGUGGUUUGCAAAACUACAUAUGAUUUGUAAGUUAUAUUUAUGUCAUAUCUAUAGUCAAUGUAAGACUAAAUCACCACGGUUAAGGUUGUAAUUAAGGCAACCUCUAAAAGAGACUACAAUUAAGACAACUUUUCAACACUCCCCUUAGACCGACAAAACUAUUUCUCAAGGAGUUGAAGGUGAUGUUGUGGUUUCUUAUGUAUUUGCACAUGACUUACAAGUUCCAAAUCUCCCACCCUUUUGAAAAGACCCAACAUGUGGUAUCAGAGCGGUUGGUUCAGG